AUGAGUGAAGUUAAUUCUGAAGAAGAAAUAAAUGAAUAGCAUCCAACUAAAAUAACUGAUACAUCUCCAAUCAAAAAGGGAGACUUCAUGACUUAUUCUCAAUUAUAGAAAAAAAUAAAUAGUGUUAUUCCUGAUGAAGAGACAGUCUCUUAUAAUACAUCAGCUGUAUAAAAUAGUCAAUUAACUUAUUCGAUGAGUCAAUUUGAAAAAUCAAAUCUUGUUAAAAUAGAAGAAGUUAAUGAAAGUUAACACUCUCUAUUUUCUUAAUUGUAAUAAUCUCAUUUCAUUUUGGAUAACAAAGAAAAUUAAAAAAAAGAUUAAGAAAUUGAAAAAUUAAAGUCAUAAAAUGCUUAAUAAUAAAAAGAGUUAGAAGAAUUCUAAAAUACUAUACAAAAAUUGAAGAUUUGCUAAAAAGUAGAAAUUGAUGAAUUAAAAGAUUUAUUAGAAGAGAAAGAUAAAAUUAUUAAUAGAUUAACAUAGUUUGAAGCUUAUACUUAAGAGCAAUAGAAAAUGAUUGAUUAAAAAGAUAAGUAAUUGAAAGAUUUAAAACAACAAUAUGAUAUUAGAACUUUUAAUUUAUAAUAGAUUAUUGAUGAUUAAACAGAAUCUAUAAAGACUUUACAUAAAUAAAUUAGUCUUUCUAAUAACAAUUCUUCGAUUGUUCAAUCUCCUCAAUUAUUUGAAAAGAUUCGUAUCAAAUAGUAGAAUUUAAAAUCACAAUUUGAGGAACUAUCAAAAUUAUAUGAUGAAGUCAUUUGUGAAACUCCUUAAACUCCAACUUCUUCAAAAAAAUAAAUUCUAACAAGAACCCCUUCUAGAUCAAUUCAUUUAAUAUAAUAACCAUAAUAUUAUAAUACAGAACCAAAACCAGCAUUAAUAUGA
This is a messenger RNA of Paramecium sonneborni, 882 nucleotides long. Lineage: Eukaryota; Ciliophora; Oligohymenophorea; Peniculida; Parameciidae. The record is from the annotation of a GenBank genome assembly.